GCCUUCGCCCUUCUCCCUCCUCUGCCUUCCUCGACAUCCCUUCUGGGCCAGAGCCUCCAGAGCUCACCUGGACGUGCCACCUCUAUCCCAAUCCCUGGGGCUCAAGCCCCCUUGGGGGACCCGCAUCCCAGCAUGUCUAUAGCUGUGGAGACCUUCGGUUUCUUCAUGUCAGCCCUGGGACUGCUGAUGUUGGGGGUGACCCUACCAAACAGCUACUGGAGAGUAUCUACCAUCCACGGAAACGUCAUCACCACCAACACCAUCUUUGAGAACCUCUGGUAUAGCUGUGCCACCGACUCCCUGGGAGUCUCCAACUGCUGGGAGUUCCCAUCCAUGCUGGCCCUCUCUGGGUAUAUCCAGGGCUGCCGCGCCCUCAUGAUCACUGCCAUCCUCCUGGGCUUCCUGGGCCUCUUUUUAGGCAUGGUGGGGCUCCGCUGCACCAACGUGGGGAACAUCGAUGUCGCCAGGAAGGCCAAGCUGCUGGCCAUCGCAGGGACCCUCCACAUACUUGCCGGGGCCUGUGGGAUGGUGGCUAUCUCCUGGUAUGCGGUCAACAUCACUACUGACUUCUUCAAUCCUCUGUAUCUUGGAACCAAGUAUGAGCUGGGUCCCGCCCUCUACUUGGGCUGGAGUGCUUCCCUGCUCUCUAUCCUGGGUGGCAUCUGUCUCUUCUCCACCUGCUGCUGCGCUGCCAAGGAAAACCCAGCCACCAGGGCUGGGCUUCCUUACAAGGCUUCCACAGUCGUGAUACCCCGAGCCACGUCAGAUGAAAGUGACGUCAGCUUUGGUAAAUAUGGCAAAAACGCCUAUGUGUAGGAGGAGCUCUGGCCUAGGUGGGACACCAUUUCUUGUCCCACUGUCCCCAGUGGAAAAGUGUCUCCAGGACCUGUGGACCAGUCACCAGUUAAUAACCUCAGGGCAGGCCAAAUUUCCAGGCAUCACCUAUGCCUGGAAGCCACCUCCCACUCUGGGCACACCUUAUCUGGCACUCCAGCCUCUCCCAGGAACAGAAGCUG
This is a messenger RNA of Acomys russatus (golden spiny mouse), 1016 nucleotides long. It is a transcript of the gene Cldn15, whose product is annotated as claudin 15. Lineage: Eukaryota; Metazoa; Chordata; Mammalia; Rodentia; Muridae. The record is from RefSeq and is a predicted model, not a curated record. The coding region runs from base 133 to 816 and encodes 227 amino acids. Gene Ontology annotation, cellular component: plasma membrane; bicellular tight junction. Gene Ontology annotation, molecular function: structural molecule activity. The transcript is spliced from 5 exons. Gene Ontology annotation, biological process: cell adhesion; bicellular tight junction assembly.